Messenger RNA from Candoia aspera, 1038 nucleotides. It is a transcript of the gene POLR2M, whose product is annotated as RNA polymerase II subunit M. Gene Ontology annotation, biological process: transcription elongation by RNA polymerase II. The coding region runs from base 1 to 678 and encodes 225 amino acids. Lineage: Eukaryota; Metazoa; Chordata; Lepidosauria; Squamata; Candoiidae. Gene Ontology annotation, molecular function: transcription elongation factor activity. The transcript is spliced from 4 exons. The record is from RefSeq and is a predicted model, not a curated record. Gene Ontology annotation, cellular component: nucleus.
AUGACCUUGGCCAGGACAGACUCUAGUUGCGGCCCUGCGGGGCGCGCAGGGGCGAAAGCCCGGCCGGAACGCAGGGGGCAUCCAGAGCUCCGGCUUCGCUCCUGCCUGGGGCAGCGCUCCACCAGCGGGCGCGAACGCCUCCCUGAACAUCCCUCGAGGGUCAGCGCGAGCUCCGCGCUUGCUCAAAAGCGGCCCGCUGCUUCGGGAGAGUCCCAGAGGCGGGCCUGCGCGGCGCCCUUUCCGCCGCUAGAGGCGCCGCCGCGCCCAGCUCUUUUGGCCCGCCCGGCCGCCGUAGCCAGCUUCCGGAAAGAUGGCGGCGCGCAGCGCGGGGCGGAAGAGCCUCGCCGCCGGACCCCUGUUGCCAGCAUGGCGGAGCCCGAGCCGGACCCGCUGAGCGGGCGGAGCCUCCCGGAGCUGCGGGAGAUGCUACGGCGGCAGGAGAGGCUGCUGGCCGACCGGGCGUUGGUCUCCCGGCUGCCCGACGGCGGGCAGCGCGUGCGCGGAUGCGCGGCCAGGCUGCGGGCGGCGGUGGCGGCGCGCGAGGAGCAGCGGAGGAGCGGCGGCAGCGGUUUCCCCGGCCCGACGGAGCCUCCCCCCUCGGCGCUGGCGCUGGGCGGCCUCUCCUUGGGGGCGCCGGGUGGGGCCGCGGCGCGGGGUCUGCGCGGGGCCGGCGUGUGAGUAUCGGGGUUCGGGCGGGUCUGGCGGGGUCCUCCUCGGGCCCCGCUGAGCGGCUCCCGCUUCCGCAGGCGGCCCGUCGGAGCCCCCGCAGCGGAGAAGGAGCGGCGGCGCUCAGAGGACGCGACGGCCGCCCGGCCGCCCCCCCUGCGCCACGCGCCCGCGCAGCUGCUGCCCCUGGCCGAGUCGGUCGCCAUCCAGGUCCGGCAGGAGCAGGCCCGGCAGGAGAUGCAAGCUAAGGUCGCAGGCCAAAAACUCGCUGAAAGGCUUGGCAUUAAGAUGGUUCACUAUGAGCCAGAAGGGAAGAUGAUGACCAGCUACAGAGAAGUAAGGGAUGAAGAAGGUGACAGCUCAGCUGAGGAC